Molecule: messenger RNA, 279 nt
Organism: Closterium sp. Naga37s-1
Lineage: Eukaryota; Viridiplantae; Streptophyta; Zygnematophyceae; Desmidiales; Closteriaceae
Source: the annotation of a GenBank genome assembly
AUGUUGAGAGGCCGUAACAGGACGGCGGGAGAGGUGAGACAGCACAUGGCAGGUGGUGGUGGUGGUGGUGGUGGUGGUGGUGGUGGUGGUGGUGGUGGUGGUGGUGGUGGUGGUGGUGGUGGUGGUGGUGGUGGUGGUGGUGGUGGUGGUGGUGGUGGUGGUGGUGGUGGUGGUGGUGGUGGUGGUGGUGGUGGUGGUGGUGGUGGUGGUGGUGGUGGUGGUGGUGGUGGUGGUGGUGGUGGUGGUGGUGGUGGUGGUGGUGGGUGGUACUUACUGUAG